GAGGUUCAGACUUCCUCUGGCAGCGCUGGAUUUCUUCUCUCAGAAGCAAGAUAUCAGCUCUCCACUCUAUAAACAUCUAUUCUCCACUCCAUUCCACACCAUGGACCCAGAUUUGUCAGUUUGAGACAUGCUGCAGGCUGUGGGCGGAGACCUGCAGGGUCAUUAUUUACAGACUGUAGUUCUGUUCAGUGUCCACAGUCCACUCUGCUGUCUCCUUAUCUCCUGUUUACUCGCUGUGUGAGGAGGCGCUCUCUCUCGCUGACUAAGUUGUUCCAGGUUUCUGUGUGAGCAGUGUUAAUCAUGGCGGGAUAUCAGGGUAUAUACAUGCAGCGCUUUCAGAACUACCUGCAGCGUUCAGGAGAACACAAGGUCAUUCAGAAACUCAUAGAUACGGUUCUACGCCCACAAAUCACCAAGAUGGCAGAGGGGAAGACUGGCUUCGGCGUUCUCGGUGUUGGAAGUGGUGGAGGGGAGAUGGAUGUGUAUCUGAUCUCGAUCCUGCAGUCGGUUCUUCAGUCCGUCCCAAUCAGUGUGGAGGUUGUGGAGCCCAGCACUGACCUCACCCAGAACUUCAAAGAUCUGGUAUCGAAAACUUCCAGCCUUCGGGACGUUUCCUUCAACUGGAACACGGUCACGUGUGCUGACUACGAGACGCAGAUCAAAACCAAACAGGACGUCAAGUUUGACCUCAUUCACAUGAUUCAGAUGCUGUACUACGUCGACGAUCCAAAAGCAACACUGAAGUUUUUCCACAGCCUCCUGAAGGAGAACGGCAAGCUGCUGAUCAUUCAUGAAGCAGCGAGCAGUGGCUGGGAAAUCCUGUGGAAGACGUUUAAGAAGGAUCUGUGCACCAACACCCUCUCAGACUACCUCUCCGCCGGGGACAUCAGGGUCCAGCUGGAUGCUCUGGGGCUUCGCUACGAGGAGCUGGUCGUGAAGAACACGCUGGACAUCACCGACUGCUUCACAGAGGGAAACAAGGAUGGACAGAUGCUGCUGGACUUCAUGACGGACAGGGAGGACUUCCACGCUUCCUUCUCGGCCGAGGUGCGCAGCAGCAUGCUGGAGCUGCUGAAAAACGAGUGCAGCACCACCACAGACGGACGAGUGCUCUUCAACUGCAGCCUGAGUGCCCUGCUGGUCCACGCAUAAGCCACGCCCGCUGAAUUUACAGAGAGAAAGAGAUGCAAGCAAACCAUCAGACGCAUGAAGCAGCAUUUACAUCAUUAAAAAUCUAAACUGUUUUGAUAUUGAGUUAUAUUUUCAUCUUUCUCAUUGGCUCCUGGCAUUACCUAUUUGCAUUACUGGGUGCCCCACCUCCCACCAUACUCACCAUCUAUGUAUAGUCAAUCCCCUGUCUACCUUCACUUAGCCAGGGAAACACACUGCUUUUGAGUGUGUUCAGACGGCACGGUGGCUUAGUGGUUAGCACAUUCGCCUCCCAGCACUGGGGUCUUGGGUUCAAGUCCCUAUCUGGGUGGAGUUUCCAUGUUCUCCCUGUGUCUGCGUGGGUUUCCUCCCACAGUCCAAAAACAUGGAGAUUAGGUAAAUUAGAGACUCUAAAUUGCCCAGAAAAAUGUUAUACUCUAAAUUGAUCUGUUAAAAUUGCAUACUCCAGAAAAUUGAAUACUCUAAUACUCUGGUGUGUAUGUGUAAAGUGUGUGGUAUGUUUGUAAGUUGUGUGUGUGUAAGUGUGGGUGUAAAUGUGUGUAUGAUUGUGCCCAGAAAUGGAUUGGCACUCUGUCCUGGGUAAAUGCUGUAGUGCCCAAUGCAGUCCUCCAGGUGAACGGUCGUUUCCGGUUGAGCGUACGCUGUGCGCUAUUGGCUGGCGCUUCUCACCGGUGUGUGGAUGAGUGUUAAUGUGUAAUGUGCUUGUAUGUAAAACUUGGUAAUUGUAAAGCGUCCUUGGGUUUCUAGAAUGGCGCUAUAUAAGUUAAGUUGAACAUCAUUCACCUAUUUGUUGACCUUUAAAAACAGUAUAAUGCAUAUUGUAUAAAGCUUCCUAUUCUAGCCUGUAUGUAAUGUAAUAAUACAGAAUUAUGUCAUUAAUGCCUUUUAAUUGGUGGAUUUAAGACUUAUGAAUAAACCGUCUUUUAAACUCUGAA
Molecule: messenger RNA, 2105 nt
Organism: Astyanax mexicanus (Mexican tetra)
Lineage: Eukaryota; Metazoa; Chordata; Actinopteri; Characiformes; Acestrorhamphidae
Product: histamine N-methyltransferase
Exons: 8
Coding region: 301-1152 (283 amino acids)
Molecular function (GO): N-methyltransferase activity
Source: RefSeq, a predicted model, not a curated record